Nicotiana tabacum (common tobacco) is the source of this 1093-nucleotide messenger RNA. The record is from RefSeq and is a predicted model, not a curated record. NCBI's taxonomy places the organism in Eukaryota, Viridiplantae, Streptophyta, Magnoliopsida, Solanales, Solanaceae.
GCUUGGCAACUUUAGUAUUCCACAACUGAAUACGGAUGAUCUCUGAUAGUGCAGGAUCUCUGAGUCAUGAAGCUAGGGAGGCAUUUCUCUCAGCUUUGUUUUCUGAUGGUCGUGCAGAAUGGAUGGAUAAAGGUCAUAGAAAAUGUCUAAUCUUAUGGCAUCGCAUCCAGGACUGGGCAGACUUGAUUGUAAACUUUGUAAAGGAGUAUGGGCUGGAGGACAGUGUUAUGACAGUUGAAGAAAUACGUUCCGGGACAGAGUCCCGUGGAACAGAGCUUCAUGGAAUGGACCGUACAGUUCUUAUGCGAGCUUUGAAGCUGCUUGAACAUAAGGGGAAGCUUGCGAUAUUUAAGGGAACUUCAGCUGAUGAUGAAGGUGUCAAAUUUUCUCUGUAAACCACCUUUUUCACUUGUCUUGAGGAAACAUGAGAUUUUGAAAUUCUUAAACGUUUGGCAGGAUCACACAAAUUUUGAAAGUAGAAUUUGCACGAAUCCAAAUAUUGUAAUGUCACGACUUGCAAUCUUCUAAGUAUGUCAUAUAUAUGAGUUGUUGAUGCGUUAUUCUAUAUGUAAACCAAGCCGCCAACAGUGGAUCCAUUUAUUACUUUUCUAUCCAGGCUUUGCAAGUACCAUUUUCAUGAAAAUCCAAGACCUAUAUAUAUACUUGCAGGCUGAAAAUACCAAGUAGGAUGACAUAAAUAUUGCAAUACAUCUCUUCAUAAAGAAGCAGCCUAUCUCAUACCAGCCACUACAUUGUGAUUUCACAGUUUAACUAAAGAACAACCUUAUUAAUCUAAUGAAUUAAAUAAAACCAAUGAAAAGAGGUACACGUAAUAUGCCAUGAGGAAAGACUUUCAGGUUGUAUCUCCAUAUACUGAACAAAGACUUUCUCAUGCAUAAGAUGGAGCAAGGCAUUCAUCAACCAUGUCGACAAGGUUAGGGUUUUCCAAUGCUGCAGCUACCCGCUCUUUAUCAUUCAACUGCUUAUUUACUGCAGAGAGAAAAUAAAUGAUCAGUUGCUGAAUAUAUAGCAAUUGCACACUACUCCUAAAAAAGCUCUCUAGUGCUAAUGCUUUAUGAUUAAAAAAAAAAAA